AUGUUCUUCAGCAGCUUUCCCUUUGCGGAAGACAUCCCUGGCCAGGGUAGGCCGAGGGGGCCACCCAAGGAGAGAAACACAACCAAGUUCUACGAGCUCCUUGAGGUUGAUAAGAACGCUUCCAUACAAGAUAUCAAAAAAGCCUACCGCAAGUUGGCGAUUAAGCACCACCCGGACAAGGGAGGUGACCCAGAGAAGUUCAAGGAAAUCUCGAGGGCAUAUGAGGUGCUGAGCGACCCCGAAAAGAAGAGUGUGUAUGAUGAACUCGGAGAGGAGGGCCUUGAGGGUGGGGGAGCUGAUACGGAUCCCUCAGAUAUCUUUGACUUGUUCUUUGGAGGCAGGAGACCUGGGAGGCAACAGAGCAAGAAGAAGGGGGAGGACGUCGUCAGCACCAUAAAGGUUACUCUUGAACAGAUAUAUAACGGUGCCCCGCGGCGCAUGGCCAUCAACAAGGACGUAAUAUGCAAAGAUUGCGAAGGCAGGGGAGGCCCUCCGGAGGCGCUUAUCACUUGUAAAGAGUGUGAUGGGUCUGGCGUCAAGGUAAUGAUACGCCAUUUGGGGCCCAUGAUUCAGCAGACGCAAGGCAUUUGCCAUGCAUGCAAAGGCCAAGGUCGCAGCAUUGAGCCUUCAAAGCGGUGCAAGGGCUGCUUGGGGAAGGGGGUUUCCAAGGAAAGGAAGAUUCUGCAGAUUUUUAUCGAGAAGGGUGUAAAGAAUCAUCACAAAAUAUACUUCAGGGGGGAGGCAGAUGAGCGGCCUGGCGAAAUACCGGGAGAUGUCGUCCUUGUGGAACACGAGGUGUUCAAGCGCCGCGGCAAUGAUCUGUUCAUGACGAAAAAGAUUUCCUUGUACGAAGCACUUUGCGGUUUCAAGUUCCUUCUUACGCACUUGGAUGGCCGCCAGCUCCUCAUUCAGGGAACACCCGGCGAAGUUGUCAAGCCUGAUGCAGUGAUGUGCGUGAAGGGGGAGGGUAUGCCGAAUCACAAGAAUCCUUUCAUUAACGGAGAACUGUACAUUGUUUUUGACGUCGAGUUCCCCCAGAGGGUGCCGGAGUCUCUCCACGCCAAAUUCCGCGAGAUCCUCCCGCAGCCAGAGAAUGCGCCCAUGGUUGACGAGGAUGACCCCAAGGUUGAGCAUCACGUGUGCGAGAGCGUUACUCCCGAGGAACUGCGUGCUCGCCAGCAGCAGCAGCGCACUCAAGGUUCGGGCGAGGCUUAUGAGGAAGAUGACGAAGAAGGCCAUGGAGGAGGCCCUCAAAGAGUUCAGUGCCGGCAGCAGUAA
Cyclospora cayetanensis is the source of this 1278-nucleotide messenger RNA. RefSeq names its product dnaJ protein homolog. Gene Ontology annotation, biological process: protein refolding; response to heat. The transcript is spliced from 10 exons. Gene Ontology annotation, molecular function: ATP binding; Hsp70 protein binding. Gene Ontology annotation, cellular component: cytosol; cytoplasm. NCBI's taxonomy places the organism in Eukaryota, Apicomplexa, Conoidasida, Eucoccidiorida, Eimeriidae. The record is from RefSeq and is a predicted model, not a curated record. The coding region runs from base 1 to 1278 and encodes 425 amino acids.